AUGUCUAACAAGGAACGUGCAUUUGGGGUUAUGUAUUGGAAAUUCAUGCCUCACCUUUUCAUGGUUCUUGUUCAGGUGGCUCUUGCAUUUCUAUAUGUCCUAGUAGAGGCUUCAUUUAAUAAUGGGAUGAACCCUCAUGUCUUUGUUACUUAUCGGUAUGCGGUUGGAGGCAUAGUGGUGCUUCCUUUUGCUUAUUUUCUUGAAAGAGAAGCAAGGUCAAAGUUAACUAUGGCAAUGUUUAUGGAGCUAUUUUUUCUUUCCCUCUUCGGAAUCAGUCUUGGCCCGAACAUGUUUUUUGCAAGUUUGGAAUAUACCACUCCUUCCUUUGUGGCAUCAAUGAUUAACACAAUCUCAUCUCUUACGUUUAUGAUUGCAGUUGCAUUCAGACUAGAGGCUGUUGAUGUUAAGAGCCCUCGUGGGUUGGCAAAAAUCUUUGGAACUGUAUUAUCUUUGACUGGUGCAGUGAUAAUGACUUUGUAUAAAGGACAUACAAUAGAAAGCUUACAGGGUACCCCGUUCCACAUCAGAGAUAAAUUGGGUCAUAAUAACUGGAUUAAAGGAUCAAUUUUGACGGUUGCAAGUUGCAUAUCAUGGUCUUUAUGGUACAUACUGCAGGCUAUUAUAGUGAAGAAAUACCCAGCACAUUUAUCACUAACAGCAUGGAUAAAUUGCAUGGGUGCAGCACAAUCUGCUGCCUUUACUGUACUCGUGCAACACAAACCUAGAGCAUGGUCCAUUACAUCCAGUUUUGAACUCUGUUGCAUUUUAUAUGCGGGAGUUAUAUGUGGUGGUUUGAUUACCUUCAUUCAAAUAUGGACCACGGAACACAAAGGUCCAAUCUUUGUGAGUAUGUUUAAUCCCGUUGGAACAACUUUGGUGGCAAUCAUAGCAUAUUUUGUUUUGGGGGAACAACUUCACAUGGGCAGUAUACUGGGAGUAGGCAUUGUUAUCAUUGGUCUGUACUUGCUAUCAUGGGGAAAAGAAAGUGAUCAAAAUUACAAGAAGCCACAACAAUCUUUUCCAACAGAUGUUGAGCAGAAAGAAUGUGGAACAAAUAUAAAGACUUCAGCUGAGGAAGAGAAAGAUUAUGGCCCAGAGUAUAGUGGGCUCCAGAGAAAAGGAGUCUUGAGAACACAUUCCGGUACAUACAGCAUUGUCCGCAUCUGA
Gastrolobium bilobum is the source of this 1167-nucleotide messenger RNA. Its product is annotated as WAT1-related protein At4g08300-like. Gene Ontology annotation, cellular component: plasma membrane. The coding region runs from base 1 to 1167 and encodes 388 amino acids. The transcript has 9 exons. NCBI's taxonomy places the organism in Eukaryota, Viridiplantae, Streptophyta, Magnoliopsida, Fabales, Fabaceae. The record is from RefSeq and is a predicted model, not a curated record. Gene Ontology annotation, molecular function: transmembrane transporter activity.